AUGAGUGGGCCAGGGAUUUCCAAUCAGGAUAACUUUGAGGACUUUUUGUUGAGUAACCAAUUUUAUGUGGGACCAUCAAAUUCCCGGAACCAUAUCACCAACUUGAGAAAGUCGGUACAGAUACCAAAUUCAAUGUCGAAUACAUCGAUUCAUGCUGGAUUGACGAACGACCCGGCGAGUGUAAACCAACAGAGAACCAGUAUUAUGAAGGUGUCACCAUCGAUGAAAGCUUUGGAAAGCAUUCUUUCGGAAAAGAAUAAUUCGGCGCCGGCCAUGACUUCAGAAAGAAUUGUAGAGGAAGAUGAAGACCAAGGACAAUUUCCCCCUAGUUCGGGGUUGUCGGUAAACUAUACUACCGAAGAUCCAAAUCGAGGGUCGACGUACUCGGUGCAAACUUUCGAAACGGCUCAUUCUGGAAAUUCGUUUAGUGAUACUAUUAAUAUGAAUGCUAACGAAUCACUUCAUAAAAGCCAAAAGUCCAUGAGUACGAUUGACGAUGGGUAUAACACUAACGAUGAUACACCGGUUCUCGUGAAUCCGGCACAAUUUCAAACAUUCACGCAGGUCAAUGGAUCUAACAAGAAUUCAAUACAUCCAAUUAGAGUUGUACAUGAAUCGUCCGUAGAAGACUUUGACGGACAAUCGACAGACGUAUCAAAUGGAACCUUAGAUAAUAAAGACAUUGAACAGGAUGAUACAUUAGUAGGAAACGAAGGAGUACUCAAAAGUCAGUACGAGCAACAACAGCAAAAGCUCAAGCAGAAGCAAAAGGAUUUGCUUGAAGAACAAAGAAUUCAAAGAGAGUUGCAACAAAAGCAGGCGGAGGUUCAAGAGUUAAAGAAACAGAGGGAUGCCCAAGAGCAAAGGAAACAAAAGGAAUUGUUUGAACUUGAAGAAAGAAAGCAACAUGAACAACAAACUACAAAUCCGGUUUCUAGUUUAUUGCUUCCUGACACAGGCAAAGUGGUGAAGAAGCCAGCUGUAAAACAAGAAACAUAUUCUUCGAUUAAUACUACUACCGCUAAUCCCGAACCGUUGAAGAGAUCUCCCCAUACUAGAUCUAAUUCGACGUUUUCCUUGUCAUUUACAAAGAACAAAGAACAACCCCCAUUACCAGGAACUCACAAGAGAAGUAGCACAUUUAGUGAUUUAUCAGCCGUUUCUAAAGGUGCCGAGAAACCUCCAACAGCAAAGAAAUUUAGCUUCAAGAACUUAUUUAAAUCCAGAUCCAAGACUACCAAAAAUCAAGAUGAUGACUUAGUGUCAAAGCCAAGAAAGUUAAGUUCAAAGUCAUAUUCAACUCCAAAUAUCGCAAGCUUCAACAAUGAACCAGAUACGAUAGAAGGAGUGAAGAAAAUGCCAACGACAAACAAGAAUAAAAACAGUGAAAAGAUGGUAUCAGGCUCUUAUGAUAAGCAGUCCUCAUUACCUCAACCACCACAAGAAAAACCUUCUCAUAAACCUUCAAUGUCUUCAAGCGCCUCGCUUUUAAGCGUUUUCAAGAAAGAUAAAACGUCUGAAAAUUCAUCAAAGCCGAUCAAAUCAGAAAACCAAGAACAAGUAUCGAAGAAGGCAAAACCUAAUCAAAAUGACGAGGAAGAGGAAGAAGAAGAAGAAGAAGAAGUUAUCCCAACUACUAAUUUCUUGAAUAAAAAUCCAUCCAACUCAAUUCCAAAUGUGAACUUUAUCAGAGAAGUUAAUGAUGAUGAUUACAAUUCAAAUACAAAUUAUCCAACACCAACAAUUACUGAAACCAAUUAUGAUAGCAGUUAUGAUAACAAUUAUGAUAACAAUAAUGAUAUAAUUAAUGACCGUAAGUCUCAAACAUUAAAGUCUAAGGAGGUUGAUGCCACUAAUGAAGAAUUGUUUAUACCAGAGGGUGAUACUUUGUUGAAUAAUGAUAGCUUGUUUGGAUCACCAUUUAAGGUUGAUUACAAGCCUUCAACGAAUACUCCUAAAUUAGAAACCCCUCAUGAUAAAUUAACAAGCCUUAGUAAGGAAGAGAAGCUGAAGGCGAAACCAGAUGUAAAUGACCAAUUACUAGGCGAAACCCUUUUUCCAAAAUCAUUGAGUGCACAGGAAGUAGAGAGUAUUGUUUCUUUAGAAAGAUCAAGAUCUAUGAGAUCAAUAAAAUCCAAUAAAAGAAACUCAUUUGUUAAUUACGAUGGGAGUGAUGAGAACAUUAUUCAUUAUGACGGCACUAUAACAAAUUCCCCAACUUUAGAUUCCACUAAUAUGAGCAGAUCGAAUAGUAUCCUCAAGAAUUCUAACUCAAAGAAAAACUUAAAUGUCGAAAACAUGAAUUCAAUUAACGCCCAGAUGCUCAAUGAUGAAUCUAUGGAAAAUUAUGACGAUCUUAUCGAGUUUACAGAUUAUAUCGACCUUGAUAAUUUGGAUUUUUCUAUUUCUCCAAAGGAAGUAGUCGAAAAAUCACCAGUAAUCAUGUCUUCGUCUCCUUCUUUACUUUCGGAAAAAUUCGAUCUGUUUCAACAAAGGAAUCAACAGCCAUUAGUGAAUGGAUAUGCUGAUAAUAGACUUAAUGGCUCAUCAGACAAGGAAUUUGACAGUAGUUCCAUCCAAGAGAUUUUACCUCCAGUAGGAUAUGUAAGACCUUCUGAGGCUCCACCAAUAAUUUUAAACACACCACCCCCCAGCCAAGACGAUGAUCCGAAACAGCAUAUACUCUUAUCCCCAACUGAUGAAGAACAAGCAAAAAUUCCCGUUGAAAAAAUUGAUUCUAAUGAACCUGUUCAAGGUCCUUUAACUCCUAAUUUGGAAAUUAUUAAUUCUACUCAAAUUCCAGAAUCCCCAGAAUCAAUCAACGAGGCCGAACCAGCUAAUUUAAUUGAAAAAUCCCCUAUCUUGGCAGCCUCAUACCAUAACUCGCCCAUGAUAAAUGAGAACGGCAAAAACAUAAUGAAUAAUAGACCGAUAUCGAUGUCAUUCAGGGGACUUAAAGGACCAUCUUUUGGUGGGAAGUUAGCAAUGCAUGAUUUAAGAAGUUCUGAUUCUCACCAAUCAUUCAACAUGUCUUUUGGAGAUGAGGAGGAUGAAGAGGAAAAUUCACAUGAAGCACCAACUUCCGAAGUAGGUGGUGGGUUUGGAUCAAGUGAUGAAGAGGACGAUGAUUCCUUCGACAGAGUUGAUGAUGAGGAAAAUGAAUACAGUAACCCAGUGGUUGCACACCAACAAGUAUCGUCGAAAUUCGGCCAAGAGAAUAACUUCUCUCCAUUGGCCCCUCCUCAUCCGUUACCAAUAUUCACCCAUAACAAGAUACCACUGAUCUCGAGUAACAGUUCGAGUCCUAAAUCGUUUAGUUCAAUGUUUUCUCGCAAAUUUAAGAAAUCGCCUACUAUACAAAGUAGCGCAAGAGCUGCCGCAAUUAAAGAUGGGGUUAGAUUCUCAUCGAGAAUUAUCUUGUAUGAUACCUACAACUGCGAUGAAUACGACAGGCAUCCAGACAAUGCUACUUGUAAUCAAUUGACUCCAGCAUUGGCUCAACAAAUCAAGGAUGAGUUGAAUGAUUUCAAGAGCGAAAUGUCAAUCCAUGAACAUUCCCGUUGUCACACACAUUUCUUCUAA
This is a messenger RNA of Debaryomyces tyrocola, 3582 nucleotides long. Lineage: Eukaryota; Fungi; Ascomycota; Pichiomycetes; Serinales; Debaryomycetaceae. The record is from the annotation of a GenBank genome assembly.